This is a messenger RNA of Harpegnathos saltator (Jerdon's jumping ant), 768 nucleotides long. RefSeq lists its product as uncharacterized. The coding region runs from base 1 to 579 and encodes 192 amino acids. Lineage: Eukaryota; Metazoa; Arthropoda; Insecta; Hymenoptera; Formicidae. The record is from RefSeq and is a predicted model, not a curated record. The transcript has 3 exons.
AUGUCCGACCAGCUUUUCGAGUCGUUUACGCUCAGAAAUGCUUUCCAUCCCGCGGAUUCGCCGCACGGCAUGCGAAAUUACGACUUGGGCGCCCUCACGAGGGACCAGAAGCGCGAAUUGAACGAAAUGAAAAUGAUCACUCGCAAAGAGAACGAGAUUUACCUGCAUGCUCAUCCGGAAGUGCGGGCUUUAAUCGCCAUUUUGCUAAGAAAAUUAUUCAUCCUGCAUCUCACUUUUCGGUACGUCGUUAAAAUCGCCCGCAGACACGUCCUAUCGAAGCGGCCGCUCAUCGAUAUUCCCGAAGUCGUAGGAACAUUUUUCAACAGACCGCGUCGUGAGAUUGCCGCUGACCUUUUGGAUUACUCCUCGUCUGCCGAUAAACGACCGGAUAUAAUGGACAAUCUUGGACGGGAAGUAUUUCGAGCGAACGACCACAUUGAAAUUCCGCACGGUGACGACUCGGAUUCGCAAAUCUGCGAUUGUGUCUCGUAUCUCGGCUGCUGUAAUUGCACGGAAAGAAGAACGCCGUCAUCUCUGAUAAUUCGGCCUAAUUGUUCGAGCGAGUGCGACGCGAUGUAGACGAGAGAGAGAGAGGGAGAGAGAGAGAGAGAGAGAGAGAGAGAGAGAGAGAGAUCGACUCGUCCGUUCGUACGUGUCAAAAAUCGGUUGAGAGUUACGGAUAGAUAGCGCGAUUCGUCGAAAACAAGCCGGGCUGUUUCCAGAAAAAGCCCCGCGGAACGCUCAGCCAAUCAGAGCGUUCGCGCGGCG